Molecule: messenger RNA, 739 nt
Organism: Salvia splendens (bonfire salvia)
Lineage: Eukaryota; Viridiplantae; Streptophyta; Magnoliopsida; Lamiales; Lamiaceae
Product: vesicle-associated membrane protein 721-like
Exons: 5
Biological process (GO): vesicle-mediated transport
Cellular component (GO): membrane
Source: RefSeq, a predicted model, not a curated record
UAAGAAGGAAUUUAUACGGUUGAGAAGAAGAAGUGAAGAACCCUAACGCAGCGGUGCAAAUCGAAUUAGGCCGUUGAAAAUGGGGCAAAACAGCCGGAAGACGCUGAUUUACGCGCUGGUGGCGCGCGGAACGCCGCCGGUGGUGCUGGCGGAGUACACGGAGUUCAGCGGCAACUUCAAUUCCAUAGCCUAUCAGUGCCUCCAGAAGCUUCCUGCCUCCAACAACAAGUUCACCUACAACUGCGAUAAUCACACCUUCAAUUACCUCGUUCACGACGGAUUCACAUACUGUGUUGUUGCUGAAGAGUCGGCUGGAAGGCAGCUUCCGAUGGCUUUUCUAGAACGCAUAAAGGAUGACUUCGUAGCAAAAUACGGUGGUGGGAAGGCUGCGACAGCUCCUGCGAAUGGCCUUAACAAAGAAUUUGGACCGAAGUUGAAGGAACAAAUGCUAUACUGCAGCGAGCACCCCGAGGAGAUUAGCAAAUUUGCAAAGGUCAAGGCUCAGGUUUCAGAAGUGAAAGGUGUUAUGAUGGAAAACAUUGAGAAGGUUCUAGAUCGUGGUGAGAAGAUCGAGCUUCUGGUGGAUAAGACUGAAAAUCUUCAUCAUCAGGCCCAGGACUUCAGAACCACCGGAACGCAAAUCAGGAGGAAAAUGUGGCUGCAAAACAUGAAGAUCAAGCUGAUUGUUUUGGCGAUUAUCGUCGCGCUGAUCCUCAUAAUCGUCCUCUCUGUCUGCAAC